GUAAGAUUACCUAUGUUUAUCUGUUAAGGAGCCUGAAUGCUGUUCUCAUGUUGUGAUCGCACUUUCUAAAACAUAGCAGCCAUGCGUACACAGAUCUGUACAGCAUAUUUUGAGAGCUUUGGACAGUCCCUGUGGGGAUGCACAUUUCAGAAGUAAACUAAAGACAAUACAAGGAAAUAGGAAGCCCCCUGUGCAUAGCCCAGGUUCCACAAGUUUCCCAGAAAACUAAUGUGAAAGUCAAGCCGCAGAGCUUGUCUAAGUUCACAACUCUGGCCUGGAACAGCGCAUUUGGCCACCUGGGAACUGGAAAAGAUAGAUCCAAAGUGAUGGCUGAAGCAAUACCACUGCGAGAAAAGAAGCAGAAAACUCUACCUCGGUCUGAUGGGUGGGGUCUCAAUAACUUUGACGCUCUGGAUUUGUCUGGAGGCUUGAGGAUAGUCCUGGUGGGGAAGACUGGAUCAGGGAAGAGUGCAACAGGAAACACCAUCCUUGGGAGAGGUGCCUUCAAGGAGGACCCAAGCUCUGCAUCUGUGACCAAACACUGUGAGACAGAUAGUGGAGAAGUGGACGGGACUGUAGUCCAGGUGAUUGACACUCCAGGUCUGUUUGAUACAGGUAUCACAGAGGAAGACUUAAAAAUAAGAAUAGAGGAAUGCGUCAAGAUGUCGGUGCCCGGCCCUCACGCCUUCCUCCUGGUGAUCAGGCUUGGAGUGAGGUUCACAGAGGAGGAAAGAAAUGCUGUGAAGUGGAUCCAGGAUAACUUUGGAGACGAUGCCUCCAUGUACACUAUCAUGCUGUUUACGUGCAAAGAUCAGGCUAAAGCUGACAAUGCUCUGAAGGAGUGCAAGGAGCUACGGCGACUCUCAAUUACAUUUGGGCGCAGAUACCACGCCUUCAACAACAAUGACGCAGAUGACCGCGUACAGGUCACAGAGCUAAUCACCAUGAUCAAGGAAAUGGUGCAGGAUAACGGGGGGAAACACUACACUAAUGAGAUGUAUGAAAAAGCCCAGAGGAAGCUGAGAGAGGAGGAGGAGCGGAAGAAACAAGAGGAGGAAGAGAAGAAAGAGGAGGAGAAGAAAAUGUGGGCCGAAGAGAGGGAGAAGAAGGAGAAAGAGAAAGAAAAGGAGAAAAAGGUUAGAAAGAAGAACAUACGUGUGGCUUCGGCUGCUGCUGUUGUGUUGGUGUUUGCCGGCGUGGUUGUAGCAGUGGGAGCUAACAACACAGUGGCUCUGGCUCUAGGAGCUCCCCUGCUUGUCCUGGGAAUAUUGGGCGGUAUAGCUGCCAUCUGCAUAUGGAAGGGCACAAGAUGCAAACGUAACAGAUCUAUUCCUGUAUAACUUUGGCUAGUAACAAGGACAAGUUCAUCCGUCUGCAGUAGGUGACACUGGAAUAUACAGUAGACGUAUUCCAGAUACUGUAUUAGUAUUACACACAUUACUGUUUACUGUGUAGAACUAAUCACUGGAUGAUGUUGUUUUCUGGAUUCUGCUGCCAAAAUAAUAAAGUUUUGACACAA
Messenger RNA from Seriola aureovittata, 1519 nucleotides. RefSeq names its product GTPase IMAP family member 7-like. Gene Ontology annotation, molecular function: GTP binding. NCBI's taxonomy places the organism in Eukaryota, Metazoa, Chordata, Actinopteri, Carangiformes, Carangidae. The coding region runs from base 327 to 1340 and encodes 337 amino acids. The transcript is spliced from 3 exons. The record is from RefSeq and is a predicted model, not a curated record.